AUGUUAUCGGGCGUGCGGGUGUGUACGCCCGCCACAGCUCUCUUUAGAUCAUUCUGUCAAGGCUGCCGCAGCAGGGCUAGUGGCUGUCAACGGCCUGGGCGAGCAAUGAGUUGGUCGCCCCGGCAGAUUAGUCAGUGGAACAGCGACGAAUCCUCCGACCCACCUCCGUCGGAAACUCCACGGGUUCUCAUCACAGGUGGUCUUGGACAGCUUGGCGUAGGAUUGGCACGAAUGCUGAGGCAGCAGUACGGGACAGAAAACGUGAUCCUGUCGGACAUCAAGAAGCCUCCCACAGAAGUGUUUAAGAGUGGUCCAUUUGUGUAUGCGGAUGUGCUGGACUUUAAGAACCUGAGGGAGCUGGUGGUUAACAAUCGUAUCACCUGGCUUGUGCAUUACAGCGCUCUACUCAGUGCUGUUGGGGAAGCAAAUGUGAGCCUGGCCCGCACCAUUAACAUCACAGGUCUUCAUAACGUGCUGGACCUAGCCCUGGAGAAUUGUUUGCGUCUCUUUGUUCCCAGCACCAUUGGUGCAUUCGGACCCUCAUCACCUCGAGACCCUGCACCUGACCUCUGUGUACAGAGGCCACGAACCAUAUACGGAGUGUCUAAAGUCCAUGGAGAGUUGAUGGGGGAGUACCUCCACCACAAGUAUGGCUUGGAUUUCCGUUGCUUACGAUACCCUGGCAUCAUCUCAGUCAACACCAAACCAGGAGGUGGAACAACAGACUACGCCGUUCAGAUAUUUCAUGAUGCUCUCAGCACCGGUCACCACGAGUGCUAUUUGCGUCCGGACACACGACUUCCCAUGAUGCACAUUGCUGACUGUCAUCGGGCUACAAUAGAGUUUAUGCAGGCACCAGAGUAUCAGCUGUCGCUGCGCACCUACAACAUUUCUGCCAUGAGCUUCACCCCCGAGGAGUUGGUAGAAGAGAUCCGUAAACACCUCCCCCACCUGAAAGUUACCUACAACCCUGACCCAGUCCGUCAAAACAUCGCGGAUAGUUGGCCUGUGAGGUUUGAUGACUCCAAUGCACGGAGAGACUGGGGUUGGCAACCAGCAUAUGGACUUCCUGAGCUGGUCACAGACAUGCUCAACACCAUUCGUGAAAAGAGGACCAACGCUGGCCUGUCUACCAGCUAG
Messenger RNA from Chanos chanos (milkfish), 1140 nucleotides. RefSeq names its product L-threonine dehydrogenase 2 (gene tdh2). Gene Ontology annotation, molecular function: L-threonine 3-dehydrogenase activity. Lineage: Eukaryota; Metazoa; Chordata; Actinopteri; Gonorynchiformes; Chanidae. The transcript has 8 exons. The coding region runs from base 1 to 1140 and encodes 379 amino acids. The record is from RefSeq and is a predicted model, not a curated record. Gene Ontology annotation, biological process: L-threonine catabolic process.